GCCACGGUUCUCGGAAGAAGACCCGGAGCGCGCAAUGGCGAUGGAAGGCCGGCGGGUGCUGGUGGUGGGCGGUGGCAUCGCGGGGCUAGGCGCGGCGCAGAGGCUCGGCUGCCACCCGGCUGCUCCGCACCUGCGGGUCCUGGAGGCCACGGCCCGCGCCGGGGGCCGCGUCCGCUCGGAACGCUGCUUCGGUGGUGUGGUGGAGCUGGGUGCACAGUGGAUCCAUGGGCCCUCCCAGGGCAAUCCUGUUUUCCAGCUAGCUGCCGAGUUCCAGCUCCUGGGAGAGAAGGAGUUAUCGGAGGAGAACCAGUCGGUGGACACUGGAGGGCACGUGGCCUUGCCCUCCAUAAGCUGCACCAGUUCAGGGGCAAGUGUGAGUCUGGAACUGGUGGCCGAGAUGGCUAGUGUGUUCUAUGGGCUGAUAGACCGGACCCGAGAGUUCCUGAAUGCGUCUGAGACCCCGGUGGCCAGUGUUGGGGAGUACCUUAAGAAGGAGCUCAGUCUGCAGGUGGCUAACUGGACAGAGGAUGAGGACACUAAGAAGCUCAAGUUGGCUGUCCUGAACACCUUCUUUAACACAGAGUGUUGUGUGAGCGGCACCCACAGCAUGGACCUGGUGGCCCUUGCGCCCUUUGGAGAGUACAUGGUGCUGCCAGGGCUGGACUGCAUCUUUGCUGGUGGCUACCAAGGACUCACUGACCGUAUAAUGGCCUCCUUGCCCAAAGAUGUGAUGGUUUUUGACAAGCCGGUGAAGACUAUUCAUUGGAAUGGGUCUUUCCAGGAAGCUGCUUUUCCCGGGGAAACCUUCCCUGUGUUGGUGGAGUGUGAAGAUGGUGCCCGCCUCCCCGCCCAUCACGUCAUCGUCACUGUGCCCUUAGGUUUUCUCAAAGAACAUCAGGUUACCUUCUUUGAGCCACCACUGCCUGCUGAAAAGGCAGAAGCCAUCAGAAAAAUAGGCUUUGGGACCAAUAACAAAAUCUUUCUGGAGUUUGAGGAGCCCUUCUGGGAGCCCAGCUGCGAGUUCAUCCAGGUGGUAUGGGAGGAUACAUCACCCCUACAGGAUACAGAUCCCUUGCUCCAAGACGCCUGGUUCAAAAAGCUCAUUGGCUUUUUGGUCCUGCCUGCCUUUGAGUCUAUGCAUGUGCUCUGUGGAUUUAUUGCUGGCCUCGAGUCAGAGUUUAUGGAGACGCUUUCCGAUGAAGAAGUGCUUCUGUCUCUAACCCAAGUGCUCCGGAGAGUGACAGGAAACCCACAGCUGCCAGCACCCAAGAGCAUGCUGAGGUCUCGUUGGCACAGUGCCCCAUACACCCGAGGCUCCUACAGCUAUGUGGCUGUGGGCAGCACUGGGGAUGAUGUAGAUCUGCUGGCCCAGCCUCUCCCUGCCGACAGCAGUAGCACCCAGCUUCAGAUACUAUUUGCUGGAGAAGCCACACAUCGGACGUUUUACUCCACCACCCAUGGGGCCCUGCUCUCUGGCUGGAGGGAAGCUGAACGCCUGUUCGGUCUGUGGAACUCACAGGCACAGCAGCCUUGGCGCAGGCUCUGAGUGCCUGCUGCUCUGCUCUACCAUGUGGGUGAUGGGCCCCUCCUUCUGUCUGAUGAUUUUCAAUCUGGCUUGAGGUUUAGAGAUCUUAUUGACAGCUUUCUUUUUGCAAAAGCAGUCUCAUUUUCUCACGUCUGUCCUUGGAGUCUGGCUUGGACUGAGCAUGAAGUCAUGGAUGACCCACUAACCCUACUGCUGCACACAUAAAGCAGUUCAUACCGCCUGGGUCUGGAAUCCUCAAGCCCCUGAGCUGCAGUAUCCCCAGCUGGUUCUGGGUCCUGUCUCUGCCCCCUUGUACCCCCAAUAAGUGGCUGUUCCCUCUGGGUUCUUUGAGACUUAGGCCCUGUGGUUACCCCUUGCCCUCAGUUUCUGAAGGUGCCUACCCUCCCCUGUUUCCACUGCUGGUGUUCAGGACCACAGUAUGACUAAUGAACUUCCCCUUUGAUCAUUAAUGGAUCUAUGUCAGGCACCCUAGUGUGGUAGGCUGGAUGAAGGUGGAAAACUGAAGAGAUUGUGAAAGGCAGGGAAAGGUGUCCUGUCCCGACCUGGCUUUAGGCUUUCUUGAGAGAGUGAAGGGGAAAAAAGAAAAGAAAAAAAGACUAUCUGGGAAUGGGUUGGUCAAAAAAUGGGGUGGGUCUGGGGAGGGUGUCGGAGACAGGGAAUAUUGAGGUGGGGUUGGGGAGGGUACUAGGGAAUGUUUGGGUAGUUGGGCAAUAUUGGGUGGGUCAAUUAGAUGUUUUCCAGUCUAGUCUUACUGUAUCCUCACAGCAGCUCCAGGGCACAGACCCUGAUGCUUCUGUUUACAUGGCGGAGGGGACAGGACAUUAGACUUUAAUAAAUUAAUAUUUCAUAGUGCUGCAGCUGUCACAGCAGCUUGCACAUCUCCUUUGAUAGUGGAGACUCGGGAGGUUAGUGUAGUUAUCAGGGUGGUGCUGCAGAGGUGAGGUGUAGGAGCUUGCAAAGGCUUGAACCCCAACAUUGCACAGCCUGAGGCUAUCAUUGGCCCUUUUUAUUUAAGGACAAUCAUCCUGCUUCAUCUGGGCCUGGGCUCUGGUUCUACCUGCUGUAAGAAAGGGUUGAGGCCUGCUCACUCACAGUCCAGCUCUCUGUAUGCCUAUUCAUCCUUCUGGAGUGUGUUAAUCGUGAGACAAUGAGACUGUUGGAGAGUGCUUAUGUCACCAGACUGGUCCUGCAUGGGAUACUUGCCAGUCAACCAAGGGAGGAAGCCAAACUCCAGCAGGAUUUAUUGUAAUCUAUGGCUUUAGGACAAAGAAUGCAGCUUUCUUCACAGGCAAAGGUCUUUACUGUUGACACUUGGGGAAGUGUUUCAGUUUCCAGAGAUAGGCCCAGGUUGACACUUAGAGCAACAGGCCUGACAAAGAGGGAAGAAGCUAGGGGGAUUUGAGCUGCUAGGGGUGGGGUUGGGCCAUGGUAGAGAAUCAGCCUGAUAAGCUUGGGAACUUAAAAUCUGAGAGGCAGAAAUGAUGUCACAUCCCUUUAAUCCCAGCACUUGGGAGGGAGAGGCAGGUGGAUCUCUGAGGUUAGCCUAGGCUACAUAGUGAGACCUUGUCUUAAAACAAAAAUCUGAACACAUUUACU
Molecule: messenger RNA, 3142 nt
Organism: Nannospalax galili (Upper Galilee mountains blind mole rat)
Lineage: Eukaryota; Metazoa; Chordata; Mammalia; Rodentia; Spalacidae
Gene: Paox
Product: polyamine oxidase
Exons: 7
Coding region: 35-1546 (503 amino acids)
Molecular function (GO): polyamine oxidase activity
Source: RefSeq, a predicted model, not a curated record